AUGCUCCGUUCGGUCAUCAACAACAAUGACAGAAGUAAAGGUAAUAGCUGCCACGUCAAAGAGUUGCUCGGUUGCUCCGUGGAGCUCCCACUCGUUUACACCCUAAACUUUCACUCUGUUCUCAUUUUUUAUUGACAAUCAGUAGGAAGUGAAGUGACAAGGGGCGAGAGAACGAAGAAAGAGAGAGAAAAAGAGAGAGAGUUGCAGAAAGUGAGCCGAGCGUCCGCGUGGCGACGGACGACCCGACGUACCAAUCGUACGCCUUCCAGCCGUCCACGUCGACCGGAUCCUCCACAAAUGUCAGGUAUGUCAUCUGCCCCGGGGCCACCAAGUCCUUCUAAUCGAUCCCUUGUGUUCUCUGCCGAUCAUAAGGUCGUUUCGCUCCUCUCGCUUUCGCUUUCUCUUCUCUUUUCCCCCACCCAUUACCUCCUCGUCAGUCGUUUCUCUUUUCGCUUCAACGACUAUAACUUAUCAUCUUUCCGUGAUUUAUGAACAUCAUCAGCCUGUCAAACUAACCUACCACCACGAAGCUUCUCAGUUUGUCUGUGAUCCCAAAGAGCAAGAAGAAGCAGGCACAUGUUUUGAUAUAAACUCUCAAUUAUCCCGCAUGCCGAGACGGACUGCCUCCUUUCUUUUUCACUUUUUAAUAUCCGUCCUCCUUCCUCCUCUUCCUCUCGUUUGUGGCAAUGUAUUUAUCAAUUGAUUCGUUUACAACGCUCUGCCCCUCCGAUCGAUAGACCCUUUUGAAUCCUGUGCGCCACCCGCAACCGACCAUCUGUUCGCGAUUUCUCUGGCACAAUCCGCCACUUGACGUACUAUUUCGGACAUCAAAGAGGAUCCAUUCAGCCCUAAAUUCCCAUUAUUUUCAGUUGGUUCGGUGGCCUUCGGACGAAAUUGUCACAGUUGGGCCUCUUCCCUGAUUGGAUGUCGCAGUUAGGUCUCCGAUCGGAGGACGAAAAAAUGGUGAGUGAAGGGAAAGGGAGGGCAACUCGAGGUGACGAGAUGAUUGAAUGAUUGGUUUGCAGGAGACAUCGACUACGAGUAGUCCUCAGAGCGAGCAGUCGAUCGGAGAGUACGACGAGAGCACGCUCGUGUUCCGACCAGUUCAGUUGGAUCAGUGCGGCCAGGAGGACGAAGGCGAGCAGACUGAUGUAAGAACUGAGAUUGUGAGUGUGGAGUCCAAUGCUCAUUUCAGAUAUGGGACUUUGGAGCGACUUUUCUGGCUGACCUCGAUUCGAGUCAUGUCUGGAAUGAUACAAUAGAACGGCAGCACUUUGGACCAUUGAGGGAUCUGAUAACAACUGGAGGAAAGGGCAAUAAGACGAGCAACCACAACUUCAAGGUUCAUCCGCUUCUCCAUCCGACUUGGUGCGACAAAUGUGGCGACUUCAUCUGGGGAAUUCUGAGGGAAGCACUCAAAUGCGAACGUAAUACCUUCCCGGUCUAUUUGAUCUCUCAAUUCCCCGUUUUCAGACUGCAGUUACACGUGCCACGCCAGAUGUCGCGACCUGGUCACUCUGGAUUGCCGCUCGCCUGGAAGCUCUCUCGCUUCUUCAUCUGAAUUCGAUUCCAUCUACCCCCAACUGGACGGAACUCUCGGAACCAUUCCGAAAGGACUGAUCCUCCCACCUGCAAUGAGUUCGAGCACUGGAUCCGACAAAGAAAACGGCAACACUCCAAGCACGUCCGCAGAGAAUCCGAUUUUUUCUGCGAAGAGUUCAUUCACUCUGCCAAAGUCUUUUUCUCCCAUGGACAGUCUCAAAAAAGAGCCGAGUGCACCGCCAGAGUCCAGACACUCGACACUUCGCGUGAUCGAGAGAUACGUGAAAGAAGACACGCCGUUCGAAUGGACCGACGAGUACAAGGAAAUGGAUUUGCAACGGAAGAUCGAAGCCUACAACUCUGUGGCGAAGGGAAUGGAAAUCAGUUUGCACGAGGACGGAGAGACGUUCGGAGGACACAUCCACGUGCACAUGAACCUGAGUCGACCCAUAAAUGUAGUGCAGGGAGUGAUGCCUCCGACUGUCUACGACGUGGUCAACACUGCCAAAUCCACUGCGAAAACGACGUCUCUGAGAACGAUCACUUCGUUCUUCUUGCCCAGAAACACGUCGAAAGUGAUCAACAUCGACAGUAAGACGACUGCUCGCAAGAUGAUUGUGACCCUUCUGAAGAAGUUCCGCGUGGCCGACAACCCUCGCAAGUUCGCCCUUUACGAGUGCGAGCAGCAAACUGACGAGUCCGCGUGUACCCUCAACAGUGAGUCAUCCUCCGUCUGCUUCUGACAUUAUUCUAUUCAUUUGCAGGAAAGCUAACAAGAAUUUCCGACGACGUGUGCCCACUCAAAGUGGUCUUGAACUGGCCGAGCCCACAUUGUGGAAAGGCGCUCGUGUUGCAAGAAAAUGACACUGGCGACAUUCUGGUACGCUUUCCUUCUUUCUCUUUUCUUUUUCGCUGAUUGCGAGAAGGCAUGACAAAUUGGAUGAGAGACUGCGAGACUCAGACACAAACUUUCUUUUGCAGUGGGAUGCCUUCGAAAUUCCCGAAUUGGAGAACUUUUUGCGCAUUCUGGGGAUGGAAGAGAAGCAGUACAUCUAUCAGACGCAGCAGAAAUAUCAGCAGUACCGGUGAGUUGCAACACGUGAUUAGGGAAUGAAACAACAAAUAUUGACGCAUACGCUAACACACUUGAGCGCCAGAUUUUUUCAGGUAUCAUCUGGAUGCGGAACUCCGUCAAAGAGGCCACGUCGUUCCGGAAUCGGAGACGCAGCAGCUGAUCCAGACAAACCCGUUCCUGGAUGAAGACGUGAGAAACUAGAAAGGAAAUGAAUGGCAAUUUAUCUAUUCUCUUUCAGUUUUUACGAAACCAAGACGAAUACGGAACUUCGGACAGUAUGCUUUUCUCUGGAACCAUCAAGAAUGCGAUGAUGGAGGAUCCAGAUUAUGUGAAUCUCGAGUUUUUGAAGAAACAGAACAUGGACCAAUCCACAAACUUGUAG
Messenger RNA from Caenorhabditis sp. 36 PRJEB53466, 2999 nucleotides. The record is from the annotation of a GenBank genome assembly. NCBI's taxonomy places the organism in Eukaryota, Metazoa, Nematoda, Chromadorea, Rhabditida, Rhabditidae.